AUGGGGAAUCUUUCGCAGUCUCUUUCGGAGCACUUCCAGGGAAUCGCUGGGGGAAUCGUUUCAUUCUCAUUAUCAAUCGUGAAUUGUGUCAUGCGACGUGGAACUGAGGAUUCUGACGACGAAGACGAUGAUGAGUUGGAUUCCAUCGACAUUGACCCAUUCGAAGAAGUAUUGGAAAGGGUGAAAGUGAAGCAUAUCGGUAAAUACGUCACAGCGAUUCGAGCGAAGAAGCACCCAAGCGGCAAGAAAAUCCCCGUCGUUGAGGUUGGAACUUCUGUUCCCUUUUGUGAGUAUCUUUGCUAUAAGGUGAAGUUUGCCGACGGGGUUAGCUGGAUGCUCAAAGUCCCAGCUAUCGGAACCCCUGAUCAAUUCGACGAAGAUGAUGCCGAGGCCCUUCGCUCGGAAGCGUUGACAAUGAUGAUGUUACGGCGUGAGACAACCAUCCCAAUUCCCGAGGUCUUUUCAUACAACAAUACAUGCAAAAACAAGCUCAAAGUUCCCUUCAUUCUCAUGGAAUUCAUCGACGCUCGGCCUUUGUAUGAAGUUUGGCAUGACCGGGAACCUCCGAAAGAGGUUGUACAGGCUCGGCGCACACGCUGUCUGCAGGAUAUUGCUGCGGCGUAUCUCCAGCUUGGAAAUUACACAUUCAACGAAUGUGGGCCCUUGAAAUUUGACGAUCAAGAUCGCCUUACUGGUGUUGUACCCGUGAAAAACGACCCAUUCUCUGGCUUCAGGGAGGAUUGCACUUCUCUUCUUGACCAGUGGGGGCAAGAGGAGUCUGAGUCCCAAAAGGGGCUGCUGAAGCUUCUUCGGAUGUUCGUCGACUGGAUUCCGGAAUCAAGUGAGGGAAAAUCAUUCGUUUUAUGUCAUGGAAACCCCAAUAUCUUCAACUUCCUUGUUGCAGAGGACGGUUCUGUGCGGGCAAUCCUCGAUUGGCACGGCGCGUACGCCAAUCCGCCGAUUAUAGGGAAUGAGCAGUAUCCACUAUGGCUGAUGCGCGACUGGGAUCCGACCGCAUAUAUGUGGAGCGAAGAUAUGGAACGGAGAGACGAUGACGAGGACUCUAUGCGGGAAGACUCGCCGGACACGCUGGUGUUCUAUCGAAAUGUCUACGCGCAAUGUAUUGCAAAUCUACGACCAGAAAGCGAGAAUGCCAAACUGACCCGAAAUUCCGCUCUCUUUCAACAUUUGAUGAUGGCAGCGAGCAAAACGAUAUUUAGUUUAGGCCAAACGGAAAAGAUCCUUGACGAGGUUAUGAAGCGAGUGGAGAAGCAUGUGGAUGAUAACAGCUGUCCUGCCUCAUUGGACUCGCCCAACGACAAUGAAAAGGAUAACGAAAAAGAUAGUUCUUCCAAGGAGGAUGCGGCAUGCGAUCACAAUUCACCGAACGAGACUGAGGACCACGUCGAAUAUGGUGGUAUCGAAGCGGACAGGGGUGAAGAUGAAGACGAAUAUUUUGACAUCUAUGAGUUUCUCGAGGCUCUGGACAGAGACGGUAUGUGUGAGCAUCGACAAAAGCUCUUCAAAGCUGGCUUUGAGGCUUUAUUUAUUAGUUAA
Penicillium mononematosum is the source of this 1557-nucleotide messenger RNA. RefSeq lists its product as uncharacterized. Bases 1 to 1557 code for a protein of 518 amino acids. The record is from RefSeq and is a predicted model, not a curated record. The transcript has a single exon. NCBI's taxonomy places the organism in Eukaryota, Fungi, Ascomycota, Eurotiomycetes, Eurotiales, Aspergillaceae.